UUGAAACUCAGGAAAAAAAAAAGGUUAGUAAGGUAGCAUCCUCAGUGUUGCUAAUUUUACUUCCCCAAAAAUCCUCAAAAACGAGUAAAGUGGUCAAACCUUAUAAAUGGCUCCAGGAGUUUCGGUGGACGUAUUUUCGGGUUCCGGCAAGGUAUCAAGCUUGAGCACAGGCUACUCAAAAAGGGCAUACGUCACGUUUUUAGCUGGUGAUGGAGAUUAUGUGAAAGGAGUGGUUGGAUUGGCUAAAGGUUUAAGGAAAGUGAAAAGUGCAUACCCUCUUGUUGUUGCAAUAUUAGGUGAUGUUCCUGAUGAACAUCGCCAAAUCUUGGAGUCUCAAGGUUGCAUUGUUCGUGAGAUUGACCCUAUUUAUCCACCAGAAAAUCAUAUUCAAUUUGCUCAUGCCUAUUAUGUCAUUAACUACUCCAAACUCAGGAUUUGGAAUUUUGAGGAGUACAGCAAGAUGAUAUACUUGGAUGCCGAUAUCCAAGUGUUCGAGAAUAUAGAUCAUCUUUUUGACACUCCAGAUGGUUACUUUUAUGCUGUUAUGGAUUGCUUUUGUGAGAAAGUAUGGAACUAUUCCCUUCAGUACAAAAUUGGAUACUGUCAACAGUGCCCUGAUAGAGUUCCGUGGCCGGCGGAUAUGGGCUCUCCUCCUCCUCUCUACUUCAACGCCGGAAUGUUUGUUUUCGAGCCCAGCCGCUUGACUUAUGAAAACCUCCUUCACUCUCUCAAGAUCACCCCUCCAACUCCAUUUGCAGAACAAGAUUUUUUGAAUAUGUUCUUUGAAAAGACAUACAAGCCACUUCCUCCAGUUUACAACCUGGUUUUGGCCAUGUUAUGGCGUCAUCCUGAGAAUGUGGAGUUUGAGAAGGUUAAGGUUGUCCAUUACUGCGCUGCUGGUUCAAAACCAUGGAGGUACACCGGAAAGGAAGUAAACAUGGACAGGGAAGACAUCAAGACACUAGUGAAAAAAUGGUGGGAUAUAUACAACGACGAGUCGCUUGAUUUGAGGGCUGAAAACUCAGUACAAACAGGAGAAGAAACUUUCUCAAGAACAUCUAUCAUGGCUUCCAUGCCUGAGCCUGCCAUUGCCUAUAUCCCUGCACCUUCUGCUGCUUGAAAAAUCAUCUUACUCUCUCUCUUCCUCUAUAUAAUAUAUAUUAUUAUAUAUAUAUAUAUAUUUCAAUUGUUUGGAUCGUAUU
This is a messenger RNA of Jatropha curcas, 1202 nucleotides long. RefSeq names its product galactinol synthase 4 (gene GOLS4). Lineage: Eukaryota; Viridiplantae; Streptophyta; Magnoliopsida; Malpighiales; Euphorbiaceae. The record is from RefSeq and is a predicted model, not a curated record. Gene Ontology annotation, molecular function: glycosyltransferase activity.